ACAAAUACUUUUUUCGUCUCGUCACCAGCAUUCUAGCCGGUUACAAGACCACACUAGCUACACUUCCAGGUUCCCAAUAUCAUCGACAGCACGGGGUGACUGGCCUCCUAGAAAGUUUAUACUUCAGUUUUCGCCAUGCCUUGCUUUAAGGGAAUCGCUGUUAGCAUUCACGCAAAUGGCGCACCUCUCUCCGAGUAUGGCGUACAGAGGCAGUCCCGCCUAUCGAGGAUCAGCACCUACAUCCCUGUGCCUCAACCACAAGUUGAUCCCGAGACGAACAAGCCUGAGCCCGCAAAAUUUGCCAUCUCCAUAACGUUGCUGACUCCCGGAUUGCCGAUUCCGUACUCGACGCCAAAGCCAACCGAGGACAACCCGUAUCCGAAACCUCAGUUCGUCGGCGGCCUUCCAACUACGCCGUCAGGACAUAAUAGGAGUGCCGGGGUAGUGAACCCUUAUAUCCCCAUGACUAAUUCGGAAAAUGAAACGAUCGCGGCGUAUAUAUAUUUCGAUGGGAGGUCUAAGGAGGAAGUCGCUACCCUCCUACGCCCUGGCGAAGAAACCUGGGUCAAUAGCCGAUGGGUUCAGGUUCCCCCUGCAGAAGGCGGAGGCCUGGCUGAGCGCGAAUUUUUGUUCCGAGAAGUAGGCUUGGAGCGAUGGCUGAACGGCCUCGACCUUCAGGGAAGUAAUGUGGCGGAGAGGCUUGAGAAACGUCGGCAGAAAUUCGAGAAGCGCCGCAGGCGAGAAAGAAGCGGCACAGGAACAUCUGUUUUCAAGCAGGAAGAGAAGGAUUCUGGGACCCGGGACACAUUAAGAUAUGGUGCUGACGACGGCUCUCCUGUGGAGGCCGUCGUUGACGAUAUCACGUCGGGCUCGGAUUCCGAUGACGAACCACCCGAAGCGACAGGACAGAUCAAAGUCCUCAUGUUCCGCGUACUGGCUUCUGGCGAGAUUAAGAAGGGAGAGUAUUCACCACAGUUCGAUGCACAUGACGAUGAUGACGAUGCCAAUCGAGGUGGCAUCAACGGCGGUGUGGAGGCCGAUGUGGAACAUACCACCAGCUUUGCCAAGCCAAAGUCUCUCGACCCGAAGACCAUCAGUACUCAGACUGUGACUGGCAUUGAUGGCCCAGAAAGACCUUACGCAGCGUUCACCUUCUUCUACCGGGGAGAGAGGCAACUACAGAAGAUUGGUGUCCUUUCUUCCUCCAAGGCGGUUCAGGUCGCGUCCAGCUCGGCAAAGCGACGGUCCGGACAACUUGAUUUCUCGCACCUGGGUCCCUUGAAAACAACGGGCACUGUGGGAUUUUCGGCGUUCCGCGACCAGGAUACAGAAGCUGCGAGACGGCGUAAGGCCCGGAAGAAGAGCACGGGGAACGUUGGGACUGCCCUCAAUGACAGCGAGGAUGAUGACGAUGACAGCGACGGCCUUGGUAAUGUGGAGGAUGUUGACGAAAGGGACUUCACCCAGAAGCUACCGGCCGAGGAGGCGCAGUCUCACGGCGAACUUGCCGAUGGCGUGAACCGCAUUCAUGUGAGUUGCUCGUCUGUUUCUGGCAGGGCCAGCCCCAUGCUAACGAGGGGGCGACUGUAGCUGAAGAGAGCGCACUCUGGUGAUCCCGGCACCAACAGCCCGCCAACCUUGGCCUCUACAACUAGCAAUCUCGACCCUGCGACUGCUGAACAAGCGGCCUCGACUGCAGCUGCAUCGGCGCUUGCUUCAGAGUCUUCACUUCAGGACUCGGUCUUUGGAAGCCCCAUAAAGAAACAUCGGCCUAGCAUCUCCGGCCAGGGUAUUGACUCCGCGGCUUCACGCAGCGCGACUACGGCUCUGGAUGCAGCCGUUUCACAUGCCA
This is a messenger RNA of Sodiomyces alkalinus F11, 1852 nucleotides long. RefSeq lists its product as hypothetical. NCBI's taxonomy places the organism in Eukaryota, Fungi, Ascomycota, Sordariomycetes, Glomerellales, Plectosphaerellaceae. The record is from RefSeq and is a predicted model, not a curated record. Bases 136 to 1590 code for a protein of 484 amino acids. The transcript has 2 exons.